Tupaia belangeri chinensis (Chinese tree shrew) is the source of this 2543-nucleotide messenger RNA. It is a transcript of the gene AKAP5, whose product is annotated as A-kinase anchoring protein 5. The record is from RefSeq and is a predicted model, not a curated record. The transcript has a single exon. Gene Ontology annotation, biological process: positive regulation of adenylate cyclase activity. NCBI's taxonomy places the organism in Eukaryota, Metazoa, Chordata, Mammalia, Scandentia, Tupaiidae. Bases 12 to 1295 code for a protein of 427 amino acids. Gene Ontology annotation, molecular function: molecular adaptor activity; glutamate receptor binding; calmodulin binding. Gene Ontology annotation, cellular component: postsynaptic density; dendritic spine; plasma membrane.
GUAGUACAAAAAUGGAGACCAUAGGUCCUGAAAUUCAAGUAGAAAACAAGGAUGAGAAGAGAUCAGCUGAAGGUACUCCUCAGAAGAAGCAAGAGGAAACAGCAUCCAUGCUUUGCUUCAAGAGAAGAAAGAAAACGACCAAAGCUCUGAAGCCCAAAGCUGGCUCUGAAGCUGCUGAUGUGGCAAAGAAGUGUCCCUCAGAAGCAGGAGCUUCUGAUCAGCCACAGCACCCAGGGGGAGCCUGGGCCUCAAUUAAAUGCCUUGUCACACGCAGGAAAAAGUCAGGUUCUGCCAAGCAGCCCAAGCUGUUGGAGGCCGAAGUGCAACCAGCAGGAAAUGCUGAGGCUGCUGAGCCGUCUAAGAAAAAGGCAAAAUCCAGGCUCAAGUUUCCCUGCAUCAAGUUCUCAAGAGGGGUAAAACGCAGUAAUCAUUCCAAAAUUAUAGAGGACUCAGAUUGCAGCGUCAAAGUGCAGGGAGAGGCUGAAAGUUUGGAUGUACAAACUCAGACCCAACUGAAUAAUCAGGUCACAAAGGCUACAUUGACCCAGGAUCUGGAUGAAAGCAUCUCACAGAAAGAUGGUGAUGAGGUCUGUGAGUCAAACGUGAGCAACCGCGUGACUUCUGGAGAGAAAGUGAUUUCUGUGGAACUUGGGUUAGACAAUGGGCAAUCUGCUAUUCAAACAGGAACCGUAAUCCUUGAAAAAGAAAUUGAAACAGCUGAGGAAGAACAAAGUGUUCAACCCCAGCAAGCAAGCUCACUUGAAAAUUCAGAAACAGACUACCAGCCACCUGUGGUUUCGGAUGUUUCUCCUUCGCCUGCAAUCCCAGAUCAACGAAUUGUGGAGGAAGCCAGUAACGACAUCUUAGAAAGUGGAUCAAAUUGGAAAGACUAUGACAGUACAGUGAUUCUAACAGAGGAGAAUACGCCAAAAGAUGCUGAACUGAGCCAGGAAUCAGAUUUUAAAGAGAACGAGCCCAGUGCAGAGAAACCCAAGACAGAAGAAAGCAAAAGAAUGGAGCCAAUUGCUAUUAUUAUUACAGACACAGAAAUCAGUGAAUUUGAUGCUGAGAAAUCUAAAAAUGUCCCUAAGCAAUUCUUAAUUUCAAUCGAAAAUGAGCAAGUAGGGGGUUUUGCUAAUGACAGUGGUUUAGAGGGUAGAACUUCAGAACAAUAUGAAACUCUCUUAAUAGAAACAGCUUCUUCUCUUGUCAAAAAUGCUAUCCAGUUGUCUAUAGAACAGCUGGUUAAUGAAAUGGCCUCUGAUGAUAAUAAAAUAAACAAUCUUCUACAGUGACUUAAUUUCCAGAUCAUGGAAAGAAAAAAAAAAAGCUUAAUGAGCUGUUUUACAUAAUUGUGGCAUUUCUUAUUCAGUAACUAAUGAGAUUUAUCAUCCAUGGGAUUUAAAGGUACAAUUUCAGCCUAGAAGUGCUAAAGAAUAAUUCAAGUUUAGAAAACCCUGUCUUAUCACUGAAAUACAGUCACUUCUGGAUCAGAGGAAGCCCACACAGCUUGCAAUGCCAAGUGACAUGUGACAAGUUCCUAAAACGGCAUGUAGAGAUUGGAGCUUUGGAGCAGGAAGAUUUCUUGAGCAUUUAUGGUUGCCAUAAGCUCUUAAAUGUCCUCUGAGGUCACAAAGUCUGGUUUCCUUUUGAUAGUUCAGCCCUGUGUAUAGGUUAACAUCACAUGCAGUUUUCAAGAACUUUAUUAUUAUUUUUUUUUACAGUGCAUUCCUGUGUUGUUUAAAAUGGUGAGUAAGGUGAGCUGGGUUUUUUUGUGAAUGUGUGAUUUAUUAUUGUUAUAUUUCUAAGCAGUGGUCUUACCUCAAAAAAUAUAUACAUAUUGUAUUUCCCCAUCUUCAGCAUAGAGUGUAUGGAAUAUACAUAUUGGAAUUAAACAUGGGCAGUUUUCUAGUUUUGCUCAAAUCCCUGAUAAACGCUAUUGUUUCAAAUAAACUCCUUCAAAGAGGCAAAUAGUAACCAAGUGGAAAAGUGUGGAAAUGAAAUUUACCCUCUCCAUUUUCCUACUGCCCUAGCAGACCUGUAAAUAUCCAUUUCUGCAUGGGUUUGUCUGCUGAAAAGUUAAAAACAAAUUAAACAAUGACAAAAAGAGAGAGAGAGAAAUACUGUUUUUCAUCCAGGAGAAGGGCAACUUCCCCAAAUGAAUAGAUAUUAGAAUUAAUUUUGUAGAAUUACUUCUGUAAGAACCAUAUUCAUCAAUCUCUCUCCCCAAAUUAGGGAGAGUGGAUUCAAAGCCAGCCUGGAAGUAAAGGUUGUAGAUACUCAAUAAUCUAGUGAAAAUAUUUAUUUUCAAUCAAGAAUGAGCCAUGUACAUAGCUGAAUAGAAAGAAAAAAGUUAUUGUUGCGCCAGCUGGUGGCAUGGUGGUUAAGGCAGCUGGAUCCCACAAGGCCAGCUUCAAGGUACAAGUCCCAGACCUGGUGGCUUGAAAAACAAAUCAGGCAUGUUUUGGCACAUGUCUAUAAAUCUCAAGAGGAGAAUGGAAGAGAAAGGAUUGUGACAUGGCCAUCCCCCCUUGGGGGGUGAU